AUGAGUAAAAUAGUGUUCAAGCACCCAGCUAGCGAUGAAACGUCCUUAAGCGUCGCUGGAAAUUUUUCACAAUGGAAUAUAAUACCAAUGGUGCACAAUACCACUCAGAAUCAGUGGGAAUAUCAAAUAACUGAUGCAGAUCUGCAAAAUUGUUCGGAAAGUGGGGGUCAAAUUAGAAUAUACUUCAAGUUCAUUGAUGGAAAUAGCGAUUGGUUUACAGAUGAAAACUUUGCUAAGGAAAUUGACGAGCAUGGCAAUGAAAACAAUGUCAUGUACUUAGAUUGCUCAUCUACCGAGAAGAUAACGAAAAAUAAUGUGGAUCUCGAGGACCGUGAGAUACCAAACGAAAGUGAACAAGAAGGCCCACCAAGUCCUGACCCUACCCCACUUCCUGCUGGUAAGGAUAAGAAUGACGAAGAACCACCUGUGGUGAUAAGCAAAUCAGACGUCGAGGGCUACGAGGAGGCCGUUAACCAGGAUCAGCUAAACAAAAAUGCGGAUUCAGACCGACCAAACUCCGCCGACACUAAUAUUAGUAAGGUGGCAAACUCGACAGGUUAUAAGGGGCUUCUUCAGAGCAUCAUAAGUUUUUUCCGGAAUCUCUUCUAUGGAUGGUUUGGUAUGGGAGGGGAAGAUGCAGGAUCAAGAACAGCGCGUGAUUCUUGA
Lachancea fermentati is the source of this 666-nucleotide messenger RNA. The record is from the annotation of a GenBank genome assembly. NCBI's taxonomy places the organism in Eukaryota, Fungi, Ascomycota, Saccharomycetes, Saccharomycetales, Saccharomycetaceae.